AUGGACAUCCCCUUUGUCUCGUCAGGGGCGCUCAGUCGUUCGCAUUAUGCUCUGGUCAGGAAGGUAGAAACCUCCCAGUCUUCCCAGCUUGCCGACCAACAUCUCUUGGAUGAAAUCGAGGCUAUUAGUGCGCAGCUUGCGCGGCCGACAUUGACCCAAAAGCAAUGCAAGGAGUGCUUGAUAUUACUUUUGUAUUGCUCUACGAACGUUAGUUCAGGCAUCGGUAUGGACUUGGAGUUUGCGCUGCACCAUGCAGUCAAUCUGGCGGAGACUGGACAGACGGUGCAUGACAAGAGAAUAGGUUAUCUGUUCUGUGCGGAAAUCAUGCCGCCUGACCAUGAACUGCAACUCAUGCUUGUCAACACGCUACGCAAGGAUAUGGAAAGCAUUGCAGCUCCCCGCAUAUGCCUUGCCCUUGAUACCCUUAUUCACUUCUCAAGUGAAGACGUGAUUCCCGCCAUACAGUCCCGCUUGCUCGACUUACUCUCAUACAAUUCGCUUCAUAUUCGUCGUCGAGCACUGUUCGCAUUUCACAAAUUAGCCCGACGUGAUCCCAGUAUCCUGGCAGGGAUUGUCACCAAGGCACAAAAACGUCUAUCUGAUUCAGAGGGUGCGGUUGUCAGCGCAGCGUUGACAGUCUGUGCGGACCUCGUGAAAUACGGGCUUUUGACGUCCGAGACUUUCCACGAUUUAUUGUCCAACCUUCUAUCGUCUGUCUGGCGACAGCCACACAGUGCUGCUAAGGACUGGCUUACGAGCAAGAUACUGAGCCGGCUACGAACAGUCACUCUCUCUCAGCAUGAUCUGAGAUCGAUCCUUAGAAUCAUUAGAUCAUCCUCUCAACGAGGACGCGCUGGGCGCUCGGUUCUAUUGCAAUGUUACCUUACCUUUGCUGGUGUCACACCUGAGUCCAUAGUGCAAGCUCAGGCAGACUCAAAGUGUGCCGUGGUGCAAGAAAUUCGACAUCUGCUGACGUCGGAAGACCCCAACGAUAUAUACGUCUUUAUGUCCUGCCUUGAAUGCAUAGAUCCUUCGCUUUGGGCCGGUACCACUCCAGGCAUUCCAGCAGUUUUAGAAUCAUGGGAAGUGGAACGGAUAAUGCAAUUACUGGAAAGUAAUGAUUGCACAAUUCGUCGGAAGACUUUGCGCAUUCUGCAGCGCGUGGAUACCGUCAUACUGGAACAGUACUAUGCCCGCAUGCGUCAGAGGGACCUGACGUUGCACCCAGACUCCGAUGUGCUGCCGCAGAGGAUGCUCGAGAUUAUUGACGUCCUGUGCGGGGAGGAUGGAGAGACAUAUGCCUCGCAAGUAAACCAGAUCGUACGGACAGAGGAGGGGGACGCACCGUUCGACAAGCGGCCAGUCCUACAGGGAGUGGUGGAAGAUGUGCUUACGCGUGUUCGAAAUGGUAGCGACACUUUUAGGAGCGGGUGUAUCGGAGUGUGGUUUACAAACGUCGUUGAUUUGGAAAAACCGCUGGGCUCGACACUCAUGGUCAUCUUGACUGCAUUAAUUACGGAAUAUCUCGGAUCAUCCCCGUGCUCGCCAGUGGACCUGCUGCGGGGUACGAGUGGACGUAUUAUGUCAUACCCAGUGUCUAUCCAGGACGUUUGCCUGCUAUGCAUGAUGAGGGUCGCUGCAGAAUGCGAUGACAUACCCGCCGACGUUAUUGAUGUUGUGCGGAGCUUGCAUGACCGCUCUGGGCGGUAUAUUAGACGGCGAUGCCACCAGUUCAUCAAUUUUGCUGCAAAGAAAGGCGCUUUGCGAGACGUCGUGUUGGCGGCGAAGACGGCCACGUUGCCGGACUUUCUUGCGGCUCUGGAGGCAUGCGAAGCAAAUAACAAGGACGUUCACGCAAUUCCGCAAUCAUCCGCCCCACAAACGGGGCGGUUGAGUGCGGGCAAACUUCGUUACGAUGCAUAUGAGCCUCCGAAGCCAGCGCUUCGUCUCAGACGCAUGAGCAACAGCAGUUCGCGCGCCUCUGAUGAUGGAAGCUCCAGGUUUAUCGGCCAGGGAAAGACGACGGAGGACCAUCUAUCGAGGACGAUCACAGCAGGUGAUCUGACCGUUGUUGCUGGCGGCGACGAGCUUGAGAAGUUGUCUAGCGCUUCGGGGCCAGAGGUAACAUUACCCGCUGUCCAGAUCAUGGAUGAAGACAUUUCAGCCACACGUGUCGACUUGAUUGCCUUCGACUCGCCGUUUAUGCCUGAGCCCGCCGCUGCGUUGAUAGGGUCACACCAGUUAUCUGCAAUUGACUUCGAGGCCUCUUGGAAUAAGCUAGAGGCAUAUAAUUCGCGAGGCUGGUGUGAAAUGUCCUUGGAUGAGGUCCAGGAUCGGAUACGCAGCUCGUUCAGAUACGUUAAGAGUGUUACAGCCGAAGAAGAGCCGUUCAAAGACGAGAUGAAGAUCGUGGUUCUAUCGGGCACCGACUCUAGUAACAUGCAGGUCGCUGUGCUGCGUCUCAAACAGAGUGAUGAAGAUGGGACGCUCUGGCGCAUGCGAUGCGAACACCAAGACCUCGCAAAGGCUAUAAAGGGCCUUCUG
Molecule: messenger RNA, 2544 nt
Organism: Laetiporus sulphureus 93-53
Lineage: Eukaryota; Fungi; Basidiomycota; Agaricomycetes; Polyporales; Laetiporaceae
Product: ARM repeat-containing protein
Exons: 16
Biological process (GO): intracellular protein transport; receptor-mediated endocytosis
Cellular component (GO): membrane coat; AP-4 adaptor complex
Molecular function (GO): cargo adaptor activity
Source: RefSeq, a predicted model, not a curated record